GCACUCGUCCGCCACGUACUCGACAGGCUCGGCAUAGUCGGGCUCGGGGCAACAGCGACAGAAACUGAGACAGUGGCACCUUCCUCUUUCAGAAAAUGACCGGCGCCAUCUACCGGUGCGGCGAGUGUGAGGGCUACCACCUUUGCUUUAUGUGCUAUGGAUCCCGCGACAGGUUGCAUCCCCCAUCGCACGGCUCUUUCGUCGUUAUCGGUGACGAAAUCGGCCCGGACAGCCCCCAGAAUGAAGGCUGGCACGUGCAAGAGGAGGGAGCGAGACUGUCGGCUGAAACGAGCUCGCGGUCCGCGUCGCCGGGUAACGGGGAGCCCUUCGGAGACAGCGACGAGGGCGGUUAG
Gaeumannomyces tritici R3-111a-1 is the source of this 353-nucleotide messenger RNA. RefSeq lists its product as hypothetical. The coding region runs from base 96 to 353 and encodes 85 amino acids. The record is from RefSeq and is a predicted model, not a curated record. The transcript has a single exon. NCBI's taxonomy places the organism in Eukaryota, Fungi, Ascomycota, Sordariomycetes, Magnaporthales, Magnaporthaceae.